Messenger RNA from Cooperia oncophora, 597 nucleotides. The record is from the annotation of a GenBank genome assembly. Lineage: Eukaryota; Metazoa; Nematoda; Chromadorea; Rhabditida; Trichostrongylidae.
AUGAUAAUUCAUGGCAUAUUGGAAACGACUUCCUUGUCUGAGAUAGUUCGAGUAGCAGUUCUAAAGUUCAAGGAGUCCAACGAGUUUAUAGCGAACUUCCUUCCAAAAAUUGUUGUCAGCGGUACUCGGUUCAUUGAUAUUUUGUAUAAUGUACCGCGAAUAGCAACAGCGAAAUUUGAUCUGGAGAGGUACCAGCGUACCAAGCCGACAGAGUCUUUACUGGAAAAUCUGGAAGGCAAAGUGGUUGUCGACAAACCGAAAUUCUCAGUCAUCCUCAAGGAUCAAUCGACUAAAUUUAGUUCCAAGUUUAUGCCUUCUGCUCAAGAAAGUGAUCUAAUCGACUUCGUCCAGACCCAGAAAGUGCUUACCAAGCCGAGGAGUGUUGGAGCUCAUUAUCUCAACCUUUUCGAUCAUCUACACAACUGCCUUUCGGUGGAAUUGAUGUGCCUUCGAAAUGAGGAAGGUAAGCAGUGUUAUCAAAAGACAUCAAAUUUGCACCUAUGUAGAUGGUUCACAGCAUGCAGUGCAUCAUCAUCUCCUUUACGAAACAGCAGCCCCUAUUUUCACGUGAACAGAUAUCCUUUACCCAACUACUAA